Dacryopinax primogenitus is the source of this 2067-nucleotide messenger RNA. Its product is annotated as DUF155-domain-containing protein. Gene Ontology annotation, biological process: positive regulation of mitochondrial translation. The transcript has 5 exons. Bases 50 to 1171 code for a protein of 373 amino acids. NCBI's taxonomy places the organism in Eukaryota, Fungi, Basidiomycota, Dacrymycetes, Dacrymycetales, Dacrymycetaceae. The record is from RefSeq and is a predicted model, not a curated record.
CGGAUUUGGCCGUUGUCCGCGGUACAUCUCCCAAACGUCACGUUCUCUCAUGGCGGAAAUUCCAAAGCAACAAUCUACAGAACCUCCCGUCCCUGUACUCCCAACCAAAGCUGAAUAUGCCCCUCUAACCCAGGAGGCUGACUCCGAGCUCGUACCCCAGGGACCAGCCGAUGGCCAGAAGUCAAAAUCCAAGUCCAAGUCCAAGAAUACCGCUUCCCUGCGUCGGGGUGCGAAGGACUCUGCGCCCAUCCGGACCAAAGCCGCGCGGGAGAUCAAGACCGUCUUCACCGUCUCCACCGCAGAGCGCUACAACCUCUCCCUCCUGCGGCUCAUCCUCCCCCCUGGGUCGAGGAUGCUGCCCAUGCCUGACGAUGGGUUUGAGGAGGCGAUCUGGAUCCCUAAGUGGGGCGGGGGGGAGGCGUUCGUUUUCAAGAAUGGGAGCUAUGUGUGCUGGGGACUGGACGAGGAGGUGGCGCUGAGGUUUGGGAAGGAGGUGAUUAGCAGUGUCAGAGGGGUGGAGAUCGACCCGCUCAGGAAGACAGAGACGGAGGAGUUGGACUUUGUUGCUGAUCCUACUGAGAAAACACGUCUACAAGGAGACCUGAUCAUCCUCGGCGGUAGCUCGACAGAGGACAACCUCCUAGCGCGAUACAGUUUCUCGCAAGCGCUGGCCCGCUCCUCCGCGCUCUCGGCACUCGAGUCCUCCCUAGAUCACUACCUGCUCUCUACCUCCGGGCUGGCGGACACGCUCGCCGCGCACGGACAUCCGAAUAUGCGCCGGAAGGACCUGAUCCGGAAGAUGGGCGAGCUGCUUAAAUUUAGGCAGGGGCUUAACUUGAACAGGGAGAAUUUUGGCGAGACGCCGGACUUUUAUUGGGCUGAGCCUCAGCUCGAGGGAUACUUCGACUCUGUUAGCCGGGCGUUAGAGAUCAGGCACCGUAUGCGCGUAGUGAACGACAAGAUCACCUACGCAGCCGAGACACAGGAGACACUUCGUCAGCUCCUUACAGACUCGUCCGCCCACUCGAUGGAACUCGUCAUCAUAGCGCUCAUCGCGGUCGAGGUUGUGCUCGCGUUCAUCCGCGAAGGACCCGAGCUGGUGCAUAAAGCGCUGGACAUGUUCGGGACUGCCGAGGAGCCCAACGCCCGGGAAUCGGAAUCGGAAUCGUAGACUCCCCAAUCCCAAGUGCAGUGCAGUUCAUUCCUUGUAUUUCAGGCUAGACUUAUACACCAAAGACCAAUGAGUGGAGAGAGAUGAGGGAGUGUGAGUGUGAGUGUGAGUGUGGUGUGAGUGAGUGUACGCUAUGUAUGGUAGUAGAUAGAACGGUCGGCAUCGGCAUCCCCAACCCCGCUCUUUCCCCCGCUUCCCACGAAGACAGCCCAAGAUCAGAUCUAAGACGUAAGACGAGCCAGAAUGUUGAAUGUUGAUUAUACAGUGUAGAGAGCGUGGAGCGACAGCCGCGUGCGGCAGACUGGACGCAAUCGCAGCGCAGCGCAUCGGAUAACGCAAACGGAAAAACGAAAAACGAAAACCAAAGAUCGAAAAUAAAGGGAAAGAACGAAAGCGAAAGUGGUAGGUAUGUAGUCAUACACCUCCAGAGCCCACGAAAAUCUUCGGAAAAAGGGUAUCCCGUCCCAUCCCCAUCCCAGUUCUCAUAUGACUCACUCUUGUUUCUUGACUUGUUUCUUCUUCCGCAAAGGCUAAGCCCAUGCGACCUUUUUCGAUGCAUGGCUCAUGGCGCAUCUCCCAGCUCCCAGCUGAUCAGCUGAGGAAAUCGUCCGCAUCCCUCAAGAUCGCUAGUCCGUACCUGCCGUUCAAGCCAACGCCGCCUCAGCGAGCCCCUCCCUCCCCUCCCCCCCAUUCCCAGCGCCCUCGCCCUCACCCUCCCCAGCCCGCCCAGCCCCAGUACCAGAAGUACCAGAAGUACCAGUCCUCGCCCACCUCUCCCACCUCUCCAACUCCGCUUUAAGCUCCACCAGUCUCUCCUCGCUCAGCGGGUGGUCUUUCCCCUCGAACCCGUGUUUUCGCGGGUCGGGGUUGGCCUGGGAGGGGGAGGGGGUGUUGAG